This is a messenger RNA of Trichoderma citrinoviride, 210 nucleotides long. RefSeq lists its product as hypothetical. The record is from RefSeq and is a predicted model, not a curated record. The coding region runs from base 1 to 210 and encodes 69 amino acids. The transcript is spliced from 2 exons. Gene Ontology annotation, biological process: mitochondrial respiratory chain complex I assembly. Gene Ontology annotation, cellular component: mitochondrion. NCBI's taxonomy places the organism in Eukaryota, Fungi, Ascomycota, Sordariomycetes, Hypocreales, Hypocreaceae.
AUGAACCCUCCAACGUCCACCACCCGCCCUAUCCAGAAACUUUCCAAGGCAGUCGCCAAAUGUUCAGUAGAGGCUACUGCGUAUGGGAAAUGCAUCGUGGCGGAUUAUAACGAUGUCACCAAGGACAAGUGCGCUCGGGAAUUCAUGAGGUUGAAGGACUGCUACUUGGUGAGUCGACAUGUGCCUUCUUCUAUACAUAUUACUGUAUAA